Molecule: messenger RNA, 789 nt
Organism: Suillus clintonianus
Lineage: Eukaryota; Fungi; Basidiomycota; Agaricomycetes; Boletales; Suillaceae
Product: Got1/Sft2-like family-domain-containing protein
Exons: 5
Coding region: 79-705 (208 amino acids)
Biological process (GO): vesicle-mediated transport
Cellular component (GO): membrane
Source: RefSeq, a predicted model, not a curated record
CGUGAGCCCAGUUUGGUGUGAAUGAACAAGGCACAAAAUUAAGCUUCACAUGCUCCUUCUUUUCCCGUGAACACCAUCAUGCCGCCAUCCUCAGAACAAAGCUUCAGGGCCAAUCUCUCUCAGUUUCGCUGGGCCAGAGGCGUCACAGACGACUCUCAACAAACCCAACAAUCACUCCCAUCAUCAAACCCAUUCUCGCGCUUCUAUAAUGCAGUAGCAGGCGAUUAUAUCCCACUCAGAUCCGACGAACGCUCCAACGAAGAUGAGGCAUGGUUUGCGCUAUCACGUUGGGAGAGGCUACUCGGGUUCGGUGCAUGCUUGUUGGGCGCAGCAGUCUGCUUUUUUGUCGCUUUCAUAACCCUCCCUAUGCUUCCAAUCAAUCCUGCAAAGUUUGCUUUGUCAUUUAGUCUGGGGAGCUUGCUCGUGAUGUUCGGUUUCUCAGUGCUCAUAGGGCCAUUAAAUCACGCAAAACAUCUAAUUUCAAAAGAGCGACUGCCAUUCACCCUAGUCUAUUUCUCAAGUUUGGGCUUGACACUCUAUUUCUCCAUCAGCGUCCAAUCGUACUUGGGUUCGCUAUUAGCAGGUAUCGUCCAGGUAGUAUCUCUAGUAGCGUAUGUCCUGGCGUACUUCCCGGGAGGUACACAAACGUUGCGCUUUGGUGGACAAGUCGCUCUUCGAGGAGCAGGAAGCCUAUUACCCUUCUAAAAAUAAUGAUAGAAACCCAUUGACAUGACUGUAUUCUCACAUACGAUAUCUAGUGCUUGCUCAUUAUUCAUUCUAACACCGCCA